Rodentolepis nana is the source of this 747-nucleotide messenger RNA. The record is from the annotation of a GenBank genome assembly. Lineage: Eukaryota; Metazoa; Platyhelminthes; Cestoda; Cyclophyllidea; Hymenolepididae.
AUGACUGAAGAAACAAACGGUGUUAUUGUUGGCGAAGCGGCCAGAUUUCAUAAGCCUGGUGAAAAUUAUAAAACUGAUGGCUAUGUUGUAACCAAUCACACCCAUACCCUUUUGAAGGAACAUCUAGCCACCACGGGUGGAAAAGUCGUGACCCGUUUCCCUCCCGAACCAAACGGAAUCCUUCACAUUGGCCAUGCCAAGGCCAUCAAUUUCAACUUUGGUUACGCGAAAAAAACCGGUGGUAUCUGCUAUUUGAGAUAUGAUGAUACUAAUCCCGAGGCUGAGGAAGCAAGAUUCUUUGAUGCAAUUCUCGAUAUGGUUCGAUGGUUGGGAUUCGAACCUUAUAAGGUCACCUAUGCUUCAGACAACUUCCAGCAGCUCUAUGAGUGGGCUUUGAAGUUAAUCGAUCUUAAUUUGUGUUACGUUUGCCAUCAGGGCCCAGAGGAAAUAAAGGGUUUCAAUCCACCACCUUCGCCGUGGCGUGAUAGACCCAUCGAGGAAUCGAGAAACCUCUUUAUCGACAUGAAAAAUGGCAAAUUGGAAGAGGGUUCUGCCACCCUUCGAAUGAAGUUGACUCUUGAGGAUGGCAAGCAGGACCCUGUGGCUUACCGGAUCAAAAUGGUUCCACAUCACCGAACCGGAGAGACGUGGUGCAUCUACCCCACUUACGACUACACUCAUUGCCUUUGCGAUUCUAUCGAAAAUAUUACACAUUCACUCUGCACAAAGGAAUUUCAGUCUAGGUGA